ACAAGCUAGCGAAUGCAUGACAAGCAUCGCCCUACGCCUCUCCUCUUCAGCCUGAAUUUUUAGGAUGAUUUGUUUAUGAUAUUCAUCUUAGGCAACAACGGCUUUCCGCCACUCAGACCCAGUGUGAGCCCUUUCAUCCUCGAUGAGCUAGCUCUCGUCCUGGAUCGCGUCAUCUCGCUCAGCGCCCUGCUCACCUGGACUGUUCCUCGACCUGGUAUAAGAUGUUCACCCUCGAUGCGACAUUCGUCACACAAUCUUCAUCCGUUUCAGCACAUCAGUUGUGAGCACCAUCGACCAUGAACUUCCAGUCCGUUCCUAUCCUCGACUACUCCCUCCUGUCCAACUCCGAGAGCCGCUCUAUCUUCAUUGAGCAACUUCGCCAUGCUUUGAUCAACGUUGGCUUCCUCUACCUCAAGAAUCCUCCGGUUACAGAUGAAACGUUCGACUCGCUCGUUGCCUACAUUCCCCGUGUCUUUGCCCUCCCCCAAGAAGCUAAAGAUGCUAUCGCAAUGACAAACUCACCUCACUUCCUUGGUUACUCGAAGUUGGGUGUUGAGCGCACCAAAGGCGCGUCCGAUCAGAGGGAACAGUUCGAUUUCGCUACUCCGCUCGAGAGCGAGUGGAAGGAGGGUGAUCCAGAGCACUUGAGAUUGUGGGGACCAUCACAGUGGCCGAAGGAGAACGAUGUCCCAGGUUUCAAGGACACAUUGAAUCUAUAUCUCACUCAGGUUGCCGACCUCAGCUACGAAUUCAUUGGCCUUGUCGCCGAGGCACUUGGGCUCCCUCGCGAUGGACUUGACCAGUUCUAUGAUGCUCAUGAGAAGAUGCAGCACCGCGCAAAGAUCGUGAAAUACCCGACCCUCGACGAGGUCUCCUCUGACCAGGGUGUAGGACCUCACUUCGACGGCGGGUUCCUCACCUUCCUGCUGCAAGCAUCAGACCACCCCGGUCUCCAAGUUCAGAAUCUUUCUGGCCAGUGGAUCGACGUCCCGCCCGUCCCUCACACAUUCGUCAUCAAUAUUGGAAAAGGUCUGGAAGGAGUGACUCAAGGCCUCGCUCGGGCUACGUCCCAUCGUGUCCUCUCGCCACCUCGGGGCGCCACUCCUAGAUACUCAGUUCCGUUCUUCCAAAAUAUAGGCCAGGAUCUUCGACUGAGCGAUAAGGUGUUGCAGUUCCCACCCGAGGUCCUUCAGCUGAGGGACUCACGAGGAGAUGUCGCCGCAACAGACUCGGUCAACUUCUCCGAAUACGAUCGCGAGCCAUCUGGGCUCGUCCAACUCAUUGGACGCGUCAAGAGCCAUCCCGACGUCGCACAGCGCCAUUAUCCAAAUCUCUUCCAUCGCUUCUUCCCACAAGGUCUACCUGCGCAGGGUGAGGCAUACUAGUAGACUACUCAUCGUCCUGUGCCGCAAGCAUGGAAGAGAUUCAUGAUCCAUGUUAAGUUUUCAUUUUCGCUGGGAUGUAUGUUUUUCCUUGUACUUUGUCUAUGUCUGUAUGUAUGUACGAAGUUAUGCAUGCCCGUCUACUU
Messenger RNA from Stereum hirsutum FP-91666 SS1, 1528 nucleotides. RefSeq names its product Clavaminate synthase-like protein. NCBI's taxonomy places the organism in Eukaryota, Fungi, Basidiomycota, Agaricomycetes, Russulales, Stereaceae. The transcript has 9 exons. The coding region runs from base 297 to 1385 and encodes 362 amino acids. The record is from RefSeq and is a predicted model, not a curated record.